AUGGAUGAUGACGCGGCAACGAAGAGCAGCGUCAUAUACGUCGGCAAUCUGCCUAAGACGUUGACCGAAUCGCAAAUCCGGAUGUACUUCAACCAAUUCGGCACCGUGGUCAACAUUCGGCUAAUGAAGUCCAAGAAGACUGGCAACUCCAGGGGCUAUUGCUACGUGAAGUUCGAGAGCCACGAAAUCGCAUCGAUCACGGCUGAGGCGAUGAACAACUAUUUCAUCGACGGCCGAGUGCUGAAGGUCCACGUGAAGGAGACGGCUGACCAUGUGCGCUAUUUGUUCAAGAAGGGGAGGCCGAUCCUCAACCGACGCCGCCGCCUGCUGAUCCGUUCACGGGACAUUCAGGAGUCCCGCGAUCGCGCGGAGGCCACAGUAAGCGACACCCUCAACGCCCUGGGCAAAAAGCACGUUGCCGCUGAGACCGAAGCGGAGCAGCUGCGGUCGAGGCUGCAGUCCGCCAUCGAGCGCAUGGAGGCCAAGCAGAGUCGGCUGGGCACCAACAUUCACGACUCCGCAAUUCGCAAGUACAAGCGUGCGCUGGAGCUGCUGUCAACAUCCAAGUAG
Messenger RNA from Babesia bigemina, 570 nucleotides. RefSeq names its product RNA recognition motif containing protein, putative. The coding region runs from base 1 to 570 and encodes 189 amino acids. Lineage: Eukaryota; Apicomplexa; Aconoidasida; Piroplasmida; Babesiidae. Gene Ontology annotation, molecular function: RNA binding. The transcript is spliced from 2 exons. Gene Ontology annotation, biological process: maturation of LSU-rRNA from tricistronic rRNA transcript (SSU-rRNA, 5.8S rRNA, LSU-rRNA). The record is from RefSeq and is a predicted model, not a curated record. Gene Ontology annotation, cellular component: nucleolus.